This is a messenger RNA of Octopus sinensis (East Asian common octopus), 2876 nucleotides long. Its product is annotated as innexin unc-9-like. The record is from RefSeq and is a predicted model, not a curated record. The transcript has 3 exons. NCBI's taxonomy places the organism in Eukaryota, Metazoa, Mollusca, Cephalopoda, Octopoda, Octopodidae. The coding region runs from base 716 to 1924 and encodes 402 amino acids.
UACAUAUAUGCACCAUUUUCACUCACAAGGCAUUGGUCUACCAGGGAUUAGAGAGACUGAAAGGAAGGCACACUGGUUGCAAAGCUAGCUCCAUAACACCAGAUCCACACCCGUAUUUAAGUACUUAUAUUUCGUUUCAUUCAUAGGCCUUGUAAAGGUGUAUGUGUACUCAGAAAUUUGACACGCUUUGCUAGGGCGCAGUGACACACAUUUUUUUAAAACUACCCGCUGAAUAAUACGCCGUAUUCAACUUGCUGGGAUGGAUUAAAUAUGAAUACGUAAGCUUCUAAGAGUCAGUGGACAUUUGCCAAUGUAGGAAAUCAUUACUGUACUUUGGAAGAAGUCAUUUUUGCCAACGCAGACACUGAUUGUGAUCGUUAUUAGCUUAAUUACCUAGUUAUUAAUAACAAAACAAUUCGACACACCUGUGAUUGUUUACAGAUCCCUUGAUCAGAUUUAAAAAACAAACAUAUUUGCAAAACAGGACUACUCUUUAAAGAUACAACACAGUAUCUGUUUCAAAUCAAGAAAAAACAAAACAAAACAAUAAAAGAAAAAAACCCAUUCCAUACAAAAUAACAACGUUGCCAGGAUUACAUUUUGCGUGUCUCAAACAGAUCAUUUGGUCUUUAGUGAAAGCGGACUUCGGAACUUAACAUAAAUGUUCAGGGGGUUUUCCAGCAAUCUGGAUUGUUACUAAAUUGGACGCUAAAAAAUGAUCAGCUCACUGAUUGAAAACUUUGGCAGUUACUCUCGAGUACGAGGUAGCAUAAAUGACGACUGGGUUGAUCGCCUUAACCAUCUUUAUACUGUCGUGUUAUUGGUCAUCUUUGCGGUCAUAAUUAGCACAGGUCAGUAUGUCGGAGAUGCUAUUCAAUGUUGGUGCCCGGCCGAGUUCACAGAUGCCUUUGUCGACUACACCAAAUCCUACUGUUGGAUUGCCAACACUUACUACAUACCGAUGACAGACGUUAUACCAGUUGAAAUUCGCAAGCGAGAGGACAAACAAAUAACUUACUACCAGUGGGUGCCACUAAUAUUACUGUUUCAAGCAUUCAUGUUUAAAUUUCCAAAUAUACUUUGGACAUCAACGCACGAAUUAUCAGGAUUAAACCUUGAUAAAAUUGUGUCAAUGGCUGAAGAGACUCAGUUAGGUUCCCCAGAUGAUCGUGAGGAAACCAUUAAAAACAUAGCUCAUUUUCUCACACGCUGGCUUGAAGCUUAUCGUGAAUAUAAACUCAAUUUCCUUGUUAAACUACGACAAAGAUCAUCGAGGAUGUGUUGCUUUCUGUGUUCCCGUCGCCAGGGUACUUUUCUUACUGGCCUCUAUGUUUUUGUGAAAAUGCUCUACGUGGCUAAUGUAAUUGGCCAAUUUUUCCUUCUGAAUGCUUUUAUGGCAACCGAUUAUACUGUUUACGGACUGGAAGUGUUAAAUUCUUUAGCCAGUAAUACUGUUUGGCAAGAAAGUCCACGUUUCCCUAGAGUAACACUGUGUGACUUGCAAAUUCGUCAAUUACAAAAUCUUCAAAGAUACACCGUUCAAUGUGUUUUACCAAUCAAUUUAUUUAACGAAAAAAUAUUCAUCUUUUUGUGGUUUUGGUUUGUGUUUGUCGCUGCAUGUUCAUGCAUUAAUCUUUUGUCCUGGUUCUAUCGCUUCAUUUUCUCCCAGGCUCAUAUUGAUUAUGUCACUAAAUACAUUCGAUGGUGGGAUUCCAUCCAGACAAAACAGGACAGAAAACUAUGUCAAAAAUUUACGAAGGAGUAUCUUCGAGACGAUGGUUUUUUGGUCCUACGUGUUAUAGCAAAGAAUUCUACAGAUUUAGUUGCCGGAGACUUAUUACAUUAUCUGUGGAAGGCUUAUAAGGAAAAGAAUGAAGUGAAGAAUAAAGAACCAGCAGAUGUUGGUUCUAAUGUUCAUACUUAACAUGAGAGCUUCGCUUGGAAAACGCAAGUGAAGGAGCAUGUUAUCGCUACAAACAUCAUGGAAUGAACAGAUAUUUCCUCUUUACAGAAAAAUUGUCUUCAACGAAAGGAAGCAUGCGCAUAAAAUUCGUAAAAGGUGAAAAACUCAAGCAAAAUAUGGAAUGUAUUUGAAAAGUCUAAUUUAUCGAUAUACGAUAAAAGAAAACCUGUUGUGAAGCAUGUCUGAGAUUCAUAUGAUGUCUCCUGAAGUUCUGCUCUACUUAUUAUUCACUUCUUCAAACAUACUCAGCCCAUCAAAAGAUCCACAAAAUUUGUCUUUUUUCUUCAGAAACUACAAUAAUAUCGCUUUCUUUUUCCCACUCUUCAUAUGCUCUUUAUUUUUUAACAACCCAAUAUAACAGAGGUUUCUCCAUUUAACAGAAAAAUGAAAUCUCUCAUUAUUCUAAUUUGGGAUCACAACCUACCCCUUUCAUGUCAAUGUAAACUCCGGAAUUAAAAAAAAAAAUUAAAUUGAUUAAUUUCUAGAUCACAUCUUUCAUUUACUCUAUUAGUAUAUUUCUUUUCUUUCAUUCUGUAUUUUCCCUUUUCACUCUUUUCGAGUGAUUUAUGUUAAAUAUUAAAAACAUAAUUUAAAAUAAUUCCCUUCAGAGAAUAUAAUCUUUAUGUAGCGAAGAAUCAGCUUGGCUGACAAGCUUUGUUAAUUAAUUUUAGCUUCAUCAGCUUUCAAUAAUAUUAAUAAAAGCUUCGUCAGACUAAUUCAUUUAAUAAUUCUGCUUAAUGCUGCUAGCAGCCGCAGCAUUUAUUAAUAAGAAUGACUUCAGACUUCAGAUCCUGAAGAAGUCGGUUUGAUCUCAGUUGGGAGAUGAGAUAUUGCACCAUUACUUUAUCUGCUUGGGAAGUAGGGAUUAUUCAAUAAUAUCCCGUAAAUUCAUGGCUACUGCCAAUUAUGAAAU